AUGGCUCAAGGUACCGUCAAGCAAAAGGUCAAGACCGAGCCCAAAAAGGGCGCAAGGCCUACCGGUCCUCAGACCGGCAACAGAGUCAUCAAGCCCAAGAAGGCCGCUAUGCUAAAGCAGGAACAGCUGAAGAAGAAGCAUACCGCCGGUCUGAUCACUUUGACCGAACGCUCUCUCGCCGAGAAGGCUGGCCAUCUUGAGAUGCUCAAGGGUGGCAAGAAAGACAGACUCGAGAAGGCCAAGAACAAGGCUUUCAGCAAGAAG
Messenger RNA from Aureobasidium namibiae CBS 147.97, 264 nucleotides. RefSeq lists its product as uncharacterized. The annotation marks the transcript as partial. NCBI's taxonomy places the organism in Eukaryota, Fungi, Ascomycota, Dothideomycetes, Dothideales, Saccotheciaceae. The transcript is spliced from 3 exons. The record is from RefSeq and is a predicted model, not a curated record.